This is a messenger RNA of Argiope bruennichi, 4403 nucleotides long. RefSeq names its product high-affinity choline transporter 1-like (gene ChT). NCBI's taxonomy places the organism in Eukaryota, Metazoa, Arthropoda, Arachnida, Araneae, Araneidae. Bases 521 to 2275 code for a protein of 584 amino acids. Gene Ontology annotation, cellular component: plasma membrane. The record is from RefSeq and is a predicted model, not a curated record. Gene Ontology annotation, biological process: transmembrane transport; acetylcholine biosynthetic process; choline transport. Gene Ontology annotation, molecular function: choline:sodium symporter activity. The transcript is spliced from 9 exons.
UUUCCGGAAAACUGGGAGCCAAAACAUCUUAAUUUUCUUGGAUUUGCUGCUUUCUAAUUUCUUCAGUCUGAUUUCUAAAUUAAGAAGCUACGACUACUUCUUCUUUGGGACUGGCGUUUGGGAUCGUACUCUGGACCAGAGGAUCGAUUCCAUACUAGCUCAAGGAACAAUUUUAGUUCAUGAUCUGCCUACGCACUAGACUUCGAAAUUUUCCAUCCAAGAAGACCAGUCUUCGUUGGGGUGACUCUUGUGGGCAAAUUUGUCGUUCCUUCAGACCAAUCCCUUGACCUUUCAGUCCUCUACUAUAACCGCCAACCGGACCUUUUUUUAACUGUUUUCUUCGGCACAUUUUUUUAGAAUCAUUUCGAUUUCAAGAAUGACUGCAUUCGAACGUUGUUAACGAUUCCUUUAUUGUAAUAGAUCGAAAGCUCCGUUUACCAUCAGUGGUUUUCCGGAAAAAUUGAAGGGAGGUGUUUAGACAACUCAAUUUAAACAAAAUUUUGACACCUGAGGACCAACCAUGACGACCAACAUAGCCGGGGUGAUCUCCGUAGUGUUCUUCUACAUCAUCAUCCUAGCAGUGGGCAUAUGGGCGGGCAAGAAAAAGAAAACGCCCGGCAGUGAUCUGGAAGAGAGUGAAGAAGUGAUGUUAGCGGGUCGGAACAUAGGCAUGUUCGUAGGCAUAUUCACAAUGACAGCUACGUGGGUAGGGGGCGGCUAUAUAAACGGCACGGCAGAGGCGUUAUAUAACAACGGGAUAGUAUGGUGCCAAGCCCCCUUUGGAUAUGCUAUGUCUUUAAUUAUUGGUGGUUUGUUCUUCGCGAACAAAAUGCGUGAAGAGGGCUACGUGACGAUGCUGGAUCCAUUCCAGGAUCUGUUCGGUAGCCGAAUGGGAGGACUGCUUUUCAUACCAGCCCUAUGCGGAGAGGUAUUCUGGUCAGCGGCCAUUCUGGCUGCAUUAGGAGCAACAGUCAGUGUCAUCAUUGAUAUGGAUAACAACACAUCCAUUAUCUUGUCUGCCUGCAUUGCAUUAUUCUACACGCUUUUUGGCGGACUUUAUUCUGUUGCGUACACUGACGUCAUCCAACUGUUCUGCAUAUUUAUUGGUCUGUGGCUUUGCAUCCCCUUCAGUUUGACGAAUUCGGCUGUUGGUAGCUUAGCGUUGAAAGAUACGGAUUGGAUCGGAUCUGUGGAACCGUCAGCCCUUGGCCAGUACAUGGAUUAUGGAUUGCUCCUUAUACUCGGAGGAAUACCUUGGCAGGUAUAUUUUCAACGAGUACUAUCAUCUAAAACCGCCUUCCGAGCCCAGCUCCUCUCCUACGUUGCAGCCUUCGGAUGUAUUAUAAUGGCAAUCCCACCGAUGAUCAUCGGAGCUGUAGCUAAAGCAACAGCCUGGAAUGAGACAGAUUUCCCUGGACCUCUUCCACUGGAUGCUGAUCACACUUCUUUGGUCCUUCCAAUGGUCCUUCAAUAUCUGACGCCAGCUGCUGUCUCCUUCGUUGGACUCGGCGCUGUGUCAGCUGCUGUCAUGUCCUCAUCUGACUCCUCCAUUUUGUCAGCAGCAUCCAUGUUCGCCAGAAAUAUUUAUAAACUUAUCAUCAGACAGAACGCUUCUGAAAGAGAGAUUAUCUGGGUGAUGAAAUUUGCCAUCAUCUUUGUUGGCAUAAUGGCUACGGCCAUGGCACUCACUGUCAAAUCAAUCUAUGGCUUGUGGUACCUGUCCUCGGACUUGGUAUACGUGGUGCUCUUCCCCCAGCUAGUCUGCGUCGUUUACUUCAAGAAAUUCUGCAAUACCUACGGGUCCUUGAGUGCUUACAUUAUCGGCUUCCUCCUCCGAGCCUUAGGUGGCGAAGAAAUCGUUGGACUGCCAGCCGUCAUUAAAUAUCCUUUCUACAGGGAAGAAACCGCCGAACAACUGUUCCCUUUCCGAACCUUGGCGAUGUUGAUGAGCCUGACGACGCUUCUCACUGUGUCCAGAACCAGCAAGUGGCUGUUCGAAACUGGACGCAUACCCCCGCAGAUGGACAUCUUCCACUGCGUCGUCAACAUACCUGAUGACAUCCUCAAGGUUCAAGAACCCCAAGAGGGCGAGAUGAGUGUCCUGAACGCCCAUCUCACCAAAACCUACCAAUCGGAGAUGAAUGGCAGGGUCAACCCAGCAUUGACCUUGAGCAGCGACGAAGCUGAAUCCGAUACACCCACGCCCAAUAACAUGCCAACACCUCCACCGCCGUACAGUGCGAAACCCCCUUCUCAGAACACGACAAACUUCUAAUAAUCCUGCAGAAGUUUGGUGGAAGGGUUCAGUUGUUCGGAACGUUGUUAGUCUUGGCAGCUGUUUGGGUACUUUUGGUUUUAUUGUAAUUGGGACAGAAUGAUUCAAAAGUUGGCAAAUCAUUAACCUUCAAACGAACAAUAUUGACCAUCAUAUAACCGUUUCAAAUUUUAAGAAUUUAUAAUUUUAGAAUAAGACACACUGAAAAUAUAACUGUCAAAUAAAUUCUAUAAAUUUCUAAAAAUAAAAGACUUAGAACAGAAUCCAGCCAGAUACUUUAAUUCGCCCCAAUCAAAAUCUUCAAAAAAAAUUCUUUAAUUUUAAUUCAUUAAACUUCAAGCGAACAAUUCCGAUCAUCAUAUAACUGUUUCAGAUUUUAAAAAUUUAGAAUAAGAACACUGGAAAUAUAAUUGCCAAAUAAAUUCUAUAAAUAUUUGCAAAAGGCAGACCAAAAUCCAGCUAAAUACUUCAAAUCGCUCAAAUCAAAAUUUUCAACAAAAAAACAUUUUUCUUAUCUAAUUUUAUAAUUGAAUAUAAAUUUUAAUUUUAAUUCGUUAAACUUCAAGCGAAUAAUACUGAUCAUCAUAUAACUGCUUGAAAUGUUUAGAAUUUAUAAUUUUAGAAUAAAUCACCCUGGAAGUAUAAUUGUCAGAUAAAUUCUAUAAAUUUUUCCAAAGACAUAGAAUAGAAUCCAAAUAAAUACUUCAAAUUAUUCCAAUCAAAAUCUUUAAAAAGUAAACUUUGAAUGUAAAUUCUAAUUUUAUUAUGAAAUAACUCUUUGUCAAAGAUUUACCAAAAGUUUGCGAAACAAAUUAUCAAAUCGGUGCAUUAGCAAUGAAAUAUCUGAAAGAUUUUGGAUGAGUAGGAAUUUUAUUUUAUCUACUUUGUAAAAAAAUAAUUAAGUUGCUGGAAAAAGAAUUUAGAUUAGGUUUAGACUUCGUAAUUCAAAUCGAAAAAAUUUUUUGCAUAAAUUUCUAAUUCUGGAUGAAACUAGUUUGAUUUUUCUUGACUCUAAUAUAAAUUAACAUUUAUAUUUGAGAUUCAAGAGCCUUUAUUUGCUACAUUAAUAUGUAGUAUAUAAAGAACACAAUGACAAUUAAAGCAAUUCCGCCAACGUAAUUAAAAUACACUGCCAAGACUAACAAAAUUAAACAAAUACACCGAUUUUUAUUGUUUUAUUGUUGUUUAUGAUUCUAGAGCUUUAAAAGUAUGAAUACACAUAUCAUUUUGGAUAUAUACAGUUAUUUUAUAAAUAUUAUGGUCGUCGAUUCGUAACCUGCUGGUAUAGUCAUGAUUUGACAGACUGUAAAAUACAUCCUUUACAACUUGUUCUUUUCCCUGCAUGUCAUUACAUGUUAAUGAUAAUGGCCAUUUUGUUCUUAGAAAAAAAUAUAAUGUAUUGCAAAUUAUGUAUUUAAUUAUCUAGAGAGUUGUAAAAGCAAAGUAAGCAAUUGUAUAUGUUUUAUAUAACAUAACAAACUCACUUUUAAUACAGAAAUCAACAUAUCAAUUUGGAAUACCUGUAAAAUUUAGAAGUUUGCUAGAAAUAGUGCAAUAUUUUUUCUACAGAAAUUUUACAGAAUUUUAUAUUUGGAAGGAAAAAGUGAAGAAACAAUUCAUAAUUUUAACACUAAAUAUAGUUUAAAGAACUAUGAAAUUACUUCCAAAUCAUUAGGUUACGUUCAAAUUUUACAAGAAUUAAGCGAUUUCGCAAUACGAAUGAAAUGGUGCAUGUUAUUUAACUUUCAAGAGAAAUUAUUAAAAAAUGAAAUGAAUUAUUUGUAUUAAACCGUAAUCCAAUCUAGCUAUAACUAUUUAAAUAAUUCUAAAUUUUUAUUUGAAUUAUUUAUUAAUCCAUAUUGGGAUUAUUUUUAAAAAAUUUAAAUUGACUGUAUUGAAAUUUCUUUGAAUAGUUUUGAUUUGAAUAAUUUUCUAAGUUAAUGCUCGAAAAUUGAUCAGGUUACGAAAUAUUAUUCAAUGUUUUGAAAAAAAUUUACUGAAAUGAAGUACGUUUAAAGAGAAUGAGAGAAACAUAAAACGACAAAAGUGAGUUCUUUAGAUAUUAAAAAAUUAUUAUCAGUUUAGAAUCCAUUGAGCGGUUAAGCAACUAUUUCUUUAUUCAUUCAUC